Molecule: messenger RNA, 318 nt
Organism: Gongylonema pulchrum
Lineage: Eukaryota; Metazoa; Nematoda; Chromadorea; Rhabditida; Gongylonematidae
Source: the annotation of a GenBank genome assembly
UAACUUGUUUGGAAUGGCGCGGAGUUUCUGCAGUGCGAAACUGAAUACAAGUUUACCAGAGGGUAUUCGAGAAUUUUUUGACGAUCCUGCAAACUACGGGAAAGAUGAGCUCGAUGAAAAGAAGAAACCCGGGCGGUCUUGGAGUACCGAUGAAUUGAGGCUGAAAUCCAAUUCCGAUCUCCAUAAACUGUGCAUGCGCAAUCUAGAAGCGGUAGUUCAUGAAAGAAAUGAUGCGUAUUUUCGACUUGAAACAGGUGAUGGCGCUGAUCCGCCAAUGCGCACUGUAACAACAUUUGCUGGCUUCACUUACCAGUGAGU